AUGGGAACCGUUCGACACCACACCAAAUCGCGGCGAGGCUGUGUCAACUGUAAAACUAGGCGUGUCAAGUGCGACGAAGCGAAACCUGCGUGCGCAGCUUGUACUCGUCGAGGCGAUGAGUGCACCUACGUAUCGCGUGUGAAGCAGACGUCUGGCACCGAGACAGCAUGUUCAUCUACAGCUUCAUCAAACACCACUCCUCUUGGGGGUACAUCUAGCGAUCUCAUCUAUGAUACGCAUAAGGAAGUGCCCAGGUGCUUCGACUACAGCGGGAAGAAUAUGAUGCAGCUUCGGUUGAUGCAUCAUUACGGAACUGUUACCGUGAGAAACUUUGCGGAAGCUUUCAUGUUGCAAGGUUGGAUCCUCCACGGUCUCCAGGUUGACAUACCUCUACUUGCCUUUGAACACCCAUUUCUCCUCGACACAGUUCUCCUUGUGGCCAUGAUACACAUGGCGAGUAUGGAUAAUCAUUCAGUCAACACGUUGGACGUGGCAAAAUACCGAAACCAAGCGAUUUGCGCCAUUCGAGAGGAGCUCAACCACAUCUCGGAGAAGAAUAUCCGCGCCAUCCGCGCGUCGUCCCUGCUCUUGGCGACGACAUCCUUUGCGGCCGAUAGGGUUACGGGAUACUCGGGGAUAUGGCUCACAAACUUUUUGGCACUCAACAUUGGCUCUCGCACUUUCAUGCCGCCUCGCGGAGCUGGCGGUCAAGCCUACGAAGAUAUCCGUCGAUUAAACGUUGCCGCCAUCACAAGGCCCUUUGGAGGCCCACAGACCACUUCUUCGAUACCGCCGAGUCUAAAAGAAGCCCUACACAUGGACCAGGAUGACGGCGACUGGGCAUAUCGCGAGGACCUUCAACGGGCAGCAUCGGGAAUUGGUAUACUCUUCGAGACACUACACCAAUUAUCCGUGCCAUUGAUUGUCUCCCAACUCAAAGCUUGGCCAUUUUUAUACAUUUCAGAAGCCUUUGUCCAACUGGCCCGUGAAGAACGACCAAGAGCACUGAUACUAAUGGCCUACUAUCUUGCAUUUAUGCAAUACUUCCCAGAUAUCUGGCUGUAUGAGGAUGUUGCGAGAGAGGAUUUGGAGAAAAUUACGAAAUUACUAGGACCUCAAUGGCACGAAUCCUUGUCUAUUCCACUGGAGACGGUACGAAUAGAGGAAGAAUCUUUGAUGACAGAGUAUUCUUUGUUGACAGAGUAUCUCGUCAACCAGGUGCCAAAAAUGGCACACGAAGAAGUACCAACGGCCGACCUGUGGCCAGACAGUUAUGAACUCAACAAAUCGUCGUAA
This is a messenger RNA of Ilyonectria robusta, 1296 nucleotides long. RefSeq lists its product as uncharacterized. The coding region runs from base 1 to 1296 and encodes 431 amino acids. The transcript is spliced from 2 exons. Gene Ontology annotation, biological process: regulation of transcription by RNA polymerase II. NCBI's taxonomy places the organism in Eukaryota, Fungi, Ascomycota, Sordariomycetes, Hypocreales, Nectriaceae. The record is from RefSeq and is a predicted model, not a curated record. Gene Ontology annotation, molecular function: DNA-binding transcription activator activity, RNA polymerase II-specific; zinc ion binding.